Pseudogymnoascus verrucosus is the source of this 1887-nucleotide messenger RNA. Its product is annotated as lactose regulatory protein lac9 and GAL4-like protein. The transcript is spliced from 5 exons. The record is from RefSeq and is a predicted model, not a curated record. Gene Ontology annotation, molecular function: RNA polymerase II cis-regulatory region sequence-specific DNA binding; DNA-binding transcription factor activity, RNA polymerase II-specific; zinc ion binding. Gene Ontology annotation, cellular component: nucleus. NCBI's taxonomy places the organism in Eukaryota, Fungi, Ascomycota, Leotiomycetes, Thelebolales, Thelebolaceae. The coding region runs from base 1 to 1887 and encodes 628 amino acids. Gene Ontology annotation, biological process: DNA-templated transcription; positive regulation of transcription from RNA polymerase II promoter by galactose.
AUGACCGUUUCGAUUACUCCAUGCCAUUUAGCUAGAUACUUGAAUCUCACGGCUGCUGAAGACAGGAUACGAAGACUUGAAGAAGCCUUCUCAGAAUUGUUACCCGACGCUAAUAUCGAUGAAAUCCUAAGCCCAACGGAGAAUGGAACCCACCAUGCACCGCCUCAGCGAAAUCCGGCACCAGUGUCAAGGCCAGGGGGCGGAAUGUCCGCAGGUCGUGCCAGUCUAAGAGACAGUGCAUCCCCAGGGGCCGAGGAAUCUUUGCCUCAGAAGCCAGACGGCUUCGACUGGGUGGAAGAAACCACAUUCAGCAGUCUCUCAGAUGGCAUGGCGGCCUUAUCGAUGAAACCAGAGGGCACAGGAUAUCUCGGCUCUACAUCGAGUGUGAUGCCUCUACGUGCCUUGUUGGUUGGUGAUUUAGGGCUCGAAUCCUUGAACCAGGUGCCGAUGAAUAACUCUGCCAUUGUCACUGCCACAUUCCCAGGACCUACAGCACCCCUACCUGGAUACUCGGAGAAUUUCUUCAUUGACGCCUAUUUCCGGUAUUAUCACACAACAUAUCCCUUCCUCCAUGAACAAACGUUUAGAGCUCAAUAUGGGGGUCAGUCCCCGCGGCCUAGAGGUGAAACCUGGCCGAUACUCCUCAAUACAGUCCUUGCUCUGGGGGCUUGGAGUAUUGGUGAGGAAGAUUCCACACUGGACGACACAUUUUACCAUGCAGUGAACAGGCACUCGCAAGACACUUCUGUCUUUGAAGUCGGCAACUUAGCGCUUGUGCAGGCCCUUCUCUUGUUGAGCAAUUAUACCCAAAAACGCAACAAACCUAAUACCGGUUGGAACUAUCUAGGCCUUGCUGUGAGGAUGGCAUUGAGUCUUGGCCUACAUAAAGAGUUCCCUGGAUGGAAGAUAAGUGAUUUAGAACGCGAGAUGAGAAGACGUGUUUGGUGGGGGGUUUACAUCUUUGACUCCGGGGCGUCGAUUACCUUCGGACGCCCGGUGCUUUUACCUGAAAUCAGUAUCAUGGAUGCCAAUCAAGUUCUGAAUAUCCAUGAAGAGCAUCUAACUCCAACUACCACUUCCCUGCCAGAUGAGAUUGACUCACCUACAGUCUACUCGAGCCUCAUCGUGCAAUCUAAGCUCCACCAAGCUACAAACCCAGUCUAUCACCGGCUAAUAUCCAACCCCCCGCCAGUUGCACACGAACUACUCAGUCUCCAGCAGCCUAUCGACGACUGGGAGGCUUCAAUCCCUCCUUAUUUUCAACUUGAUAACCCUGAUGUACACCAACACGACGCUUUAAUCUUAGCUAGAUAUCGCCUGACAUGGCGCGCUGCAAAUCUACGCAUCAUUCUUUUUCGCCCAAUCGUCUUACGUUGGGCGGCAAGACGCUGGACUGCUCAAGAUAUUUCCGACGCUGAAGAUCCGGAAGAGGCACAGUGUAGGCAAUUGUGCCUCCAGAGCGCGAGGGAGACAAUCGCGAGCAUAUCGCAAUAUAUGACAACAAACAUUCCGUCGAGGCUAGGUAGUUGGUACAUGCUCUACUUCCUCUUCCAGGCUGGACUAAUUCCAAUUAUCUUCUUGAUCACUACAUCCACGUCACCCUCGGCACCAUCCUGGCUCGACGACCUUCGCGUCACUAAAGAUCUCCUCUCGUACGCCGCAAUUACCAAUCAGCUAGCGGGUCGUUGUCUUGAAGUCAUCAACCGCUUCUGCGCAAUGCUCUUCGAUGCUGAGCAACCCGAGGCCAUGCUGCAAGACCCAGGCCUCUUUGACGAUGUCCAUUCCAUGUUCGUAGGCGAAUACGGGGAUGGGAUGGACUUUCUAGACUGGAGCAGCUUUGGAUUGCAACCGGGGAGCCUAAUGCCGCUUCCGCCAGGAGACACAUAA